Aspergillus chevalieri is the source of this 2517-nucleotide messenger RNA. RefSeq names its product nitrogen permease regulator 3 family protein (gene NPR3). The transcript has 2 exons. Gene Ontology annotation, cellular component: GATOR1 complex. NCBI's taxonomy places the organism in Eukaryota, Fungi, Ascomycota, Eurotiomycetes, Eurotiales, Aspergillaceae. Bases 1 to 2517 code for a protein of 838 amino acids. Gene Ontology annotation, biological process: cellular response to amino acid starvation; negative regulation of TORC1 signaling; TORC1 signaling. The record is from RefSeq and is a predicted model, not a curated record.
AUGUCCUCAAUAGUCCGCCCCCCAGACCCCUGCCUGAUAGCAAUAAUCCUAAUCGUGCGCUCCCGCGCCGGCCCACGCUUCGUCUUCCACUAUCCUCCCAACCCCCUCAGCGAGAACGGCCUCCGACCACCCGCCAGCAAAACCCGCCGCGCAUCUCGCUCGAAAAGCGCCCAAGGGAAUAAAAGCAAUGACUCGAGUUCCAGCGACGAAACUGGCUCAACGUCUGAUGACGAGGAGGAGGAGAAUCAGAGCCAUCUGGCGGGGAGUGGGAUGUCGACGACAAGACGGAUGAGUAAUUUCGGGGUCGAGGACCGGCAUCACCAUUCUCAUCCGCUGUCUGCGUCGCCGAUGACUAGUACUAGUGCUGGGGGCGGCACUGGUGGUGGUGGUUCUGGGCCAGGGGAGGCGUCGCAGUCGCAGCGGCCGGGCUCGUUGGGGUCGGGUCGGGCGUUGUUUCGCAAGCGCGGGCCCAAUUCUGAUGCUGAGGAUGAUACGGGUGCAGGUUCGGAGAGGCAGGAGGAUUCAUCGCCUACAAACGGGCCGUUUAUACCCCCGUGGGAAACUUUGCUGGGGCUACCGGCUGAUGUAUGGGAGAAGCUGUUGAGCCCGUCGCGGAGCUGGCAUAAGCGGCGAUUCGAGGUUGGGAUAAACGACCUUGCGUUUGUCGGGUGGCCUGUGUUUGUGCGCGAGGACGGAACAUGGCGGAAACAGCGACGGAAGAAGAAGAGCAAGCGCCGGUCUGAGGCGUAUGCGAAGGAAGGAGAGAGCCAUGACGAGAGUGCUGACGAUCGCGCUGGUCGGGAGGAGGGCAUUGAGGCGAUGGCGGAUUCUACGGAUACGUUGAUCAGUCCCAAGGCUAUUGGUUCGCCGGAGCUGAAGCGGACGUCUAGGACGAGUAGUAAGGCGGCGAGGAAUUCUGGGGGAGUCGUGGAUGGGGAUGAUAAGGAUUCCAUGACCAUGUUUAACGUGGUGUUUGUGCUUGAUCCUCCGUUGCUGGAGUAUUCGAUCCGGUUGCGGGAGGUAUAUGACAAUAUCAUCAAGAAAUUCGCCAAAGCUUUGAAAUGGGAGCAAGCGCGUACGGACUAUGUUUGGAAAGAGGCGCAGAACAUUUCGCACUUCAAGGAGAAGGCUAAGGAGAAGAGAUCCUCUGUCACUAAUCUCUACUCUGAGCUCAUAUCACACUCAUCGCUCGCCCGAGCCAUCUACACGCUUUAUACUAGCAUUUCUGCCUCUAAAAUUGCUUCUCUCUCCCUCAGUCCUGACGUCUCGAUAUCACUUCAGAUACCCCCCCUCACUUCGACGCAUUACCUACCAGGCCCAACCGACAAGGCGUAUCCAGGACUGUGGCUUACAACUGCAGAUAGCGUGACACCGGUAGAUGACCCGACGGCUGAUGAGAACACUGCGCCGCAUCAAGUACUUGCGAAGCAUUUCGCUCUGCUGUUGCUCGAUAACGAGGCAUCGAUAAUAAAAGAUGUCGAAGCAUCUGCGAGCGCACUUGCUCCCGCCCUAGUCCACUAUAUUCGAUGCUCUAAACCCACUCAGUCUUUUGCGCAAAUCUCGACUGCCUCAGGAAUCCCACUUUCGACCAUCCAAAUGCUAGCGAGCCAUCUUGUCUACUGGCGACGUGCACGCGCCAUACCUCCGCUUCAUCAUAGAGAUACAUAUAUCGUCUCCCCGAACUGCGAUAUGAGCAAGCUUGACGUCGCUACUGCUGCUUUCCAUCAGGCAUUCCCAACAUGCCCGAGUUUGCCAAAGAUGCUGUCAGCUCUGAGUGGCACGCCCAGACCUUAUGGGAGCUUUAUCCCAAGUAAGGACCACAAGGAUACGUAUUUCAAUAUCCUGGCUUGGUUAUUACGUGGAGGGUGGGUCACGCAACUUCGUACGUUUGGCAGAAUCAAGGUAUCCUCAGAGAUCAAAAUGGCAGUGGAGCGGGCCGUCCGAAAAGAGCAAAUGGAUAAGUUCUUGGCUGAAACUGGGCCAAAUUCGGUGCCUGAAAUUCCUACUGAAAAUGAACGCGAUGAGCAUGUCGACAACGAUUCCAGUUCCUCUUCAUCAUCUUCCCUCGGUAGCCAAGGGAGCGGGGACGAGACACCCAUGCCUGGUCAGUAUCACGACCCGAUGGCUGACAAAAUGCAUCUCUCACACUCGCUCAUGGACCACAACAUGCCUUUAAGAACGGCGUCUCUUAUCCUUUCGCCCCAUCGCGCAUCUCCGCUGGAAUCGCGAUGGCUGGAAGAGCUUGUCUCCCAGUUCCCGGAUGACGGGGAGCAGAGUGUGGACGCUUCUCACAAUAGCAGGGAGCACGCAGGAUCUCAGAUCUCACUGCGAAAGGCAUGGCCGACGUUCAUCAAAUACUUCAACGGAUACGAUGCACUUGAAAAGAUCCCGGUACGGGAAGGGCUGAAGCGCAAGCCGACCUGGCAGGUGCUCACACGGUUGGGACUGGCGGCAGGGCAAUCGCAUGUGGAAUUAGAUCCACGAGAGCAGGUGCUUGUCGCUGUACGGCAUUGGUAG